Messenger RNA from Gossypium raimondii (Peruvian cotton), 1445 nucleotides. Its product is annotated as alcohol dehydrogenase-like 6. The transcript has 10 exons. Gene Ontology annotation, cellular component: cytosol. Lineage: Eukaryota; Viridiplantae; Streptophyta; Magnoliopsida; Malvales; Malvaceae. Gene Ontology annotation, biological process: formaldehyde catabolic process. Gene Ontology annotation, molecular function: S-(hydroxymethyl)glutathione dehydrogenase [NAD(P)+] activity; zinc ion binding. Bases 121 to 1263 code for a protein of 380 amino acids. The record is from RefSeq and is a predicted model, not a curated record.
CUCCUUUCCACCCACAACUACUACUUCCCAUUCUGCCUUUUCUCCUCCAUUUUUAAACUAAAAAGAAGCAAACAGUUGAAAUAAAUUGAAAACUAAUAAUCAGCAAAAGCAAAAAUAAAAAUGUCAUCAUCAUCUUCCAUUGAUCAACCCAAUGUCAUCACCUGCAAAGCAAUGGUGGCAUGGGAAGCUGGAAAAGAUCUGGUUAUGGAGGAAGUGGAAGUGAGCCCACCUCAGCCUCUAGAAAUUAGGGUUAAAGUCAUUUGCACCUCUCUUUGCCGCACUGACAUUACUGCCUGGGAAUCUCAGGCUAUAUUUCCUCGGAUAUUCGGCCAUGAAGCAUCAGGGAUUGUCGAGAGUGUGGGCGAGGGAGUGACUGAAUUUGUGAAGGGGGACCAUGUGCUUACAGUAUUCACCGGAGAAUGCAAGACGUGCAAACACUGUGAAUCCAAAAAGAGUAACAUGUGCCAAGUUUUAGGCUUAGAAAGAAGAGGUGUGAUGCACAGCGAUCAGGGUACGCGUUUCUCGGUUAAAGGGAAACCCGUUUAUCAUUAUUGUGCAGUUUCAAGUUUCAGUGAGUAUACGGUCGUGCACUCUGGAUGUGCCGUUAAAGUCAGCCAGCAGGCACCUCUGGAGAAAAUAUGCCUACUGAGUUGCGGAGUAGCUGCAGGUCUUGGUGCAGCUUGGAAUGUUGCUGAUAUCUCUAAAGGAUCAAUCGUGGUGAUUUUCGGACUCGGAACUGUAGGCCUCGCUGUUGCUCAAGGUGCCAAACUUAGGGGAGCAUCUCAGAUAAUUGGUGUUGAUAUUAAUCCCGAAAAGUAUGAAAAAGCAAAGUGUUUCGGAGUCACGGACUUCUUGAAUCCCAACGAGUAUAACGAACCUAUUCAACAGGUUAUUAAGCGAAUAUCCGGUGGAGGGACGGAUUACUCCUUCGAAUGCAUAGGCAACACCGGAAUGGUAACAACUGCACUGCAAUCGUGCUGUGACGGAUGGGGUUUAACAGUUACGCUCGGUGUACCAAAAACGAACCCGGAAAUAGCAUCUCAUUAUUCAGCAUUUCUUUCUGGGAAAACAUUGAAAGGGUCCCUAUUUGGAGGAUGGAAACCUAAAUCUGAUCUUCCUUCAUUAGUAAACAAGUACAUGAACCGGGAAAUACAGGUUGAUGAGUUCAUCACACAUAAUCUGCCAUUUGAGGACAUCAACAAAGCUUUCACUCUGAUGAGAGAAGGAAAAUGCUUGCGAUGUGUCAUUCACAUGCCAAAUUAGUUUUCCAUUUAUGGGAUUGUAUCAAUAAAUGUGGAAAUCUCCCUAACUUGGGCAAUUCGUGUACUUUAUUUAUAUUUUAUACAAAUUUUAAUAUUUGUAUAUGUAUUAUGUUUGUGUAACCUUUUCCUAUUGUAUUUUUUAUCAUGUUAAUAUUAUUAUUUUGACUGAGUUAAUUUCACAAA